Messenger RNA from Aspergillus eucalypticola CBS 122712, 1914 nucleotides. RefSeq names its product glycoside hydrolase family 32 protein. The record is from RefSeq and is a predicted model, not a curated record. Gene Ontology annotation, biological process: sucrose catabolic process. Bases 14 to 1783 code for a protein of 589 amino acids. Lineage: Eukaryota; Fungi; Ascomycota; Eurotiomycetes; Eurotiales; Aspergillaceae. The transcript has a single exon. Gene Ontology annotation, molecular function: sucrose alpha-glucosidase activity.
GCGAUACCUCGACAUGAAGCUUCAAACGGCUUCCGUACUGCUCGGCAGUGCUGCUGCUGCCUCUCCUUCGAUGCAGACGCGGGCCUCCGUUCUCAUCGACUACAAUGUCGCUCCUCCAAACCUUUCCACCCUGCCCAAUGGCUCCCUCUUUGAAACAUGGCGUCCCCGCGCCCACGUCCUGCCCCCAAACGGCCAAAUCGGUGAUCCCUGCCUGCAUUACACCGAUCCCGCCACGGGUCUCUUCCACGUCGGCUUCCUUCACGAUGGCAGCGGCAUCUCCAGUGCCACCACCGAUGAUCUAGCCACCUACCAAGACCUCAACCAAGGCAACCAAGUCAUUGUCCCCGGGGGCAUCAACGACCCCGUCGCUGUCUUCGACGGCUCCGUCAUCCCCAACGGCAUUAACGGCCUCCCCACGCUCCUCUACACCUCCGUCUCCUAUCUCCCCAUCCACUGGUCGAUCCCCUACACCCGCGGCAGUGAGACUCAAUCCCUCGCGGUCUCCUCCGACGGCGGCAGCAACUUCACUAAGCUCGACCAGGGCCCCGUCAUCCCUGGCCCUCCCUUCGCCUACAACGUCACCGCAUUCCGGGACCCCUACGUCUUCCAAAACCCCACUCUCGACUCCCUCCUCCACAGCAAGAACAACACCUGGUACACCGUCAUCUCCGGUGGUCUGCACGAAAAGGGCCCCGCCCAAUUCCUCUACCGUCAGUACGACUCAGACUUCCAGUACUGGGAGUACCUCGGCCAAUGGUGGCACGAACCCACCAACUCCACCUGGGGUAACGGCACCUGGGCCGGCCGAUGGGCCUUCAACUUUGAGACCGGCAAUGUCUUCAGUCUCGACGAGUACGGAUACAACCCCCACGGCCAGAUCUUCACCACCCUCGGCACUGAGGGCUCUGACCUGCCCAUCGUGCCCCAGCUCACCAGCAUCCACGACAUGCUCUGGGUGUCUGGUGCAGUCUCCCACAAUGGCUCUGUCUCGUUCACCCCCAACAUGGCGGGCUUCCUCGACUGGGGCUUCUCCUCUUACGCUGCUGCCGGAAAGGUUCUCCCCUCGACUUCUCUGCCUUCCACGAAGAGCGGCGCCCCAGAUCGCUUCAUCUCCUACGUCUGGCUGUCCGGUGACCUGUUCGAACAGGCCGAAGGGUUCCCCACGAACCAGCAGAAUUGGACCGGUACGCUGCUGCUUCCGCGUGAGUUGCGCGUGCUGUAUAUCCACAAUGUGGUGGACAAUGCUCUGGCCCGGGAGUCUGGUGCCUCGUGGCAGGUCGUGAGCAGCGAUGGCAGUGCGGGCACCGUCGAGCUGCAGACGCUGGGUAUCUCCAUUGCCCGGGAGACCAAGGCCGCGUUGCUGUCGGGAACGUCGUUCACUGAGUCCGGCCGCACCCUGAACAGCAGUGGUGUUGUUCCGUUCAAGCGCUCGCCGUCCGAGAAGUUUUUCGUUCUGUCCGCGCAGCUGUCCUUCCCUGCUUCGGCUAGGGGAUCGGGACUUAAGAGUGGAUUCCAGAUCCUCUCGUCGGAGCACGAGAGUACCACUGUGUACUACCAGUUCUCGAAUGAGUCGAUUAUCGUGGAUCGCAGUAACACUAGUGCUGCGGCGCGCACGACUGAUGGCAUCGAUAGCAGUGCGGAAGCUGGCAAGUUGCGUCUGUUUGACGUGCUGAAUGGCGGCGAGCAGGCCAUUGAGACGCUGGAUUUGACUCUCGUGGUGGAUAACUCGGUGUUGGAGAUUUAUGCCAAUGGUCGGUUUGCGUUGAGUACCUGGGUUCGGUGAGUAUCUUCCUGGUUGAUGAUUGAAGUGUGGUGAUGCUAACUUGAGGAUAGUUCCUGGUAUGCCAACUCCACUGACAUCAGCUUCUUCCAUAAUGGUGUGAGUGGUGUUGCGUUCUCCAACGUGACUGUGUC